Wyeomyia smithii (pitcher-plant mosquito) is the source of this 5015-nucleotide messenger RNA. RefSeq lists its product as uncharacterized. Lineage: Eukaryota; Metazoa; Arthropoda; Insecta; Diptera; Culicidae. Gene Ontology annotation, biological process: regulation of synaptic transmission, glutamatergic; G protein-coupled glutamate receptor signaling pathway. The record is from RefSeq and is a predicted model, not a curated record. Gene Ontology annotation, molecular function: group II metabotropic glutamate receptor activity. Gene Ontology annotation, cellular component: membrane. The transcript has 4 exons. Bases 1 to 2268 code for a protein of 755 amino acids.
AUGGCUUGUCGGCCGAAAUGGUCGGCGCUGAUGCUGGCGGUAACGAUUGUUACGCUCAGCUUAGCGAGCUUAGUGAAUCGGUGUUCUGGCGCAAGUAGCAGCAGCAGCAACAGUGGCAGCUCGAGCGAACUCGACGAUCUGAACGCGGAGGAAAGCAGAAAUUAUCGCGAGCUGUUGAAUAUUCCGAAAUUUGGUGACCGGUUGGCGCCCCGAAAUAGGCCCCACGUCGAGGAGAGCGCUAAUGGUGGUUCCGCGAUCGCGAGUGCUGUCGGACCUUCUUCGUUGACCGUGGGUGGUACCAGCGGUGGAAAUAAAUUCCGGCGACAGCCAGCACCCGGGAUUGUCCAUCCCGGGGUGAGUCAUCGGAAUGCGGGAAGAUUUGGCACGGCGAGUGUUUUGGGCGGUAGUGCAAGCAAUCAGGAAGAGUUGCACACGCUGGUGAAUGGCAAUGAUAUCAAGCGAAGUGAUGUGAUGGUUACUAGUGUUACUCAAAAUUUGGAGGAUCCGAAUGUUAACAGUGACUACUACGCGGUAUCCGACGAUGAACAGGAUGACGGCUCCUUUGCGGAACACGAUGAUGAUAAUGGGGAGGAGGGUGAUGUGGAAGAUGCUGAAGAGAUUGACACCGAGGAAGGACCUAAGCAUGGUGAAGAUUUGACGGUGCAAGGUAGAAAUGCUGUAGGAAGUGACGAGCAGCAACAGCAUCUGCUGCUCGAAAGUGAUAGUAUUAAGGAUAACAGUUUAGCACUGCAAAAUGUGAGCAGUAGUGGCAGUAGUGCAGGUGGUGUAAAUGCGUCUUCGGCGCAAGCACAUCGACUAGAAAUGUCUACCGAGUUUUUCGUAGUGCCAUCGACAGCGGCUCCCGCUGCAUCCCGUUCGACGACUUUACGUCCUGGCGGAGUAAUACUAGCGGCUCGUACCCCUGCGAGUUACCACAACAGCAAUAGCAACACGCACAAGCUGAACAUCACACCGCCAACCGUAGUUUCGACCAGUUAUCCGAGCGGCCUGCGGAAAGAACCCUGGGUAGUGCCAGUUCUGGUGCUGGCCUCGCUGUCGAUGAUCAUGAUGGCAGCUUUCGAAAUUUUUGUCCUCUGCAAAGCCUGGCGAACUUCUCCCAGUCGUCGGCAUCUGUUUCUUGGCCAAAUGCUUCUGCUUGGUUUGUUUUCCUGCUCGGGACUAGCUGCGGUUCUUACCGUCAAUCCGACCGUACUUUCCUGUGCGACAAUGCGUUUCGGAGCCGGAGUUGCUUUCGCUCUCGUAUUUGCUUCUCUUCUUGUGAAAUGCGUGUUUCUCAUCAGCCUCAAUGGUGGAGUUUAUCUUCCGGCUCCGUACCAGGGGCUGCUGCUUCUGUUUGCCGUGCUUAUCCAAGUGGCUGUUGGAGCACAAUGGCUUUUGACGGAUCCGCCGAUCGUUGAUCAGGUUCCUAUAACGAACGGUGGCACAGCUAUUUCCAGCCGGUACUAUCUUCUGCUGACAGCCGGCGAAUUAACCCAUGUGAACCCUACAAUCCCACUGUGUCACACGUCCUUCUCCGAGUUGCUUCUUUCCUUGAUUUACGUCGUGUUUCUGAUUGCGUUCGUCGCCAUUCUGGCGAUUAAAUCGCGCGGCAUACGAGACAACUAUCGCGAGGCAACGUACAUCGGGCUAGCCGUGGGAGGUAUCAUUCCAAUCUGGUUGGGCUGGACUUUGUGCGGACUGGCCGUGGCCGAUCGGCAUCGGGACGCUUGCUUAGCCUUCGGACUGGUGGCCACCGCUUCGACGGUGUUUCUGGUGAUGUUUAUGCCCAAGGGUCGUCAGUUGGCGGCUAUGGGCAAGGAAGGCCUGUACGUGGAGGACCGUGAAGAGCGCUUCAGUUCGCUAAGCCGUGCCGGAUCCGGAUAUUCGCCGUCGUUUUUCCACUUUAAACCCAUCAAGUACGGGGUGAUGGGUGCCUCGCCGACGCUGCAAACCACCAACGGAACGGUGGUCGGAACGACGAACACUUCUAAGCAUCAGGCCGUUGCGACGCUAGGCGGAGAUCGCGUUGCACUGGUUACGGCUGCACCCCCGAGCUACACGCCACGCAUGUAUCAUUACUUUCCAGCACACAUGACACAUCCCUUCUGUUACUACCCCUCGCUGGCACCGCAGCAGGCACGGUAUCCAGGCCUGUUUAUGCGACCGGACGAGGCUAACCUGUACACCACCCUGGAGCAGACAAUGAGCAGCAAUCCGAACGUGUACUUCCAGCGAGGCGGCGGUGUCCAUCCGGGCAUGAUGUACUGAAAUUGUGGCGAAAGAUCCUAGAUUCCUACUGAACAAGUAGACGAAGAUAAAACGAAUAAGAAUAGUACGAACAGAGCAACACUACUAGCGAUUUCAUAACGAAGAGAGAAAAAAAUCAACCCGAAAUCUGACGUAUCGAGUCUUCGUCCGGAACCACGGGAAAGUAGUACUAGUUUUGAAUCGCUGCCUGCUUGGAUCCAGAGGGACCAUUACCAACUGCAUAGAAACAGAUUAAAGAAUAAAAACAAGUGAUUUUAGAUGGUAAGAUUAGGAGCACACGGUAGCUGCUUGUCGUAACGUAGAUAGAUUAAUUACCGUAAGAAAGGAUGAGUUGCAGCACCAGGCGGAAACGAGCGAACGAUAGUUUCAUGGUUAAUUCACGUUGCUAGAAAGGAUCACAUAUAUACGCUGCAAUCAUUACACGACUCCUUUAGGACUUGUAUUUUCACUUCAUUAGAAAUUAAGCAAUCGCGAAAAAGUGAUAUCUCCACGCAGUACAUUAACAAGAAGACAGACACACGCACACCCGCAACGUUUUGGUGUGAACCAAUUUAGUUAAUAAUGAUGAAACCUAGCACGAGGCAAAUUCAGCAUCCAGCAUUCAUCCCCCUCCAUUUACGGUGCGGUGCGGAAGUAGAAAAAAAACGUAAGCAGUGGAAGGUUUUUGUUCUUGAAUUACUGAACAAACUGCCAGCCUAGAGGCUGGGCUUUAAUUUUAUAACCAUAAUGUUACUGGUAGACACUGUACAAUUAAAAUUUGCCGCCUACUUAGUAUCGGUAAUUUAUUGCCAAGAACGGCACCACUCGCCGUGUCGAAAUUUUAGUUGGGUUGAACCGAGAUUUACAAAAAUAUAUGACAUCUGUCAUUUUUCCAAACCAAGCUCUCAGUGGUGCCGUUUUCGGCAAUAAAUUACCGAGUUUCAGCAGUCAAUUUAGGUGUGUGAGCUGCGGUGUUCUUCAAUGUGGUGACGACAGGCAUAUUGGCUUCCUUAAAUUGUGCAGUGGAGGGCAAAAUUUGAAUGCAAACUUUCCAUUUUCCAUGAUUGUGAGUUUGCGACUGUUUUUCUCUAGAAAAAUAAAACGGUGCUUUGCUAUGCUUUGCAUACUUUUCACUAGAAGUAAUAAAGCUGCGUUCAACCAAAGAUGACUAGAACAAGAUACCUGACUUCCAGUUUUUUCAUACAUUUUGCCCACGACACCUUCACAACGGUUAGUGCUGCCAUCUGAUGUCUUAAAUGCGAAUAAAACUGUGGUUAUUAGCAAAAUCGAUUUAUCGUGCAUAAUCCGCCAGAUGAAAAUAAAAACUAGAUGGCAGCACCGUGCAAGGAUAUUGAAAAUUGGAUGGCAGGACAGGAAAAAAAGUGCUUCACCUUUCGCCACCUUGCCGUCAUCAUCAAAUUACCAGUAUACAAAUGAGUUCGACUUUCGUUCACGCGCAGCGACAUUCAUGCUCGCUGGAUACUGGAAGAGUCAACUUGUACUAGUCAUCUUUGGUUCAACACACAGUUUUUAAUGUUUCUUUUCAUCCCAACAAAAGAACGAACAUGUCAUUUAUUUUUGUAAAAUAUUUUUUUAAGUUUCAGGUUAUGCUUUCAAAUGGUUUAAUAAUCAAAAUUUUUCUCAACAGAAAUGUCGAAAUGUCAAAAUCUAAUAAUAUAAACGAAAAAUGUUUAUAGACGAAUUGUUCUAAAUAAUUUCAGUUUUCCACUGCACUGUCACGUUGACAAGCUCAGUCAGCAACUGUCCUAGUUUAUACGAACCAAUUGUCAAUGACGGUCAACAAAUUUCGCCCCCAAGGUACACCAGAAAGUUCUCAUUCAAAUGAAACUUGUUGCCUAUAAAAUGCAAUGGAAAAAAAAUAAAACAAUACCAGCUUAUUCGGUCACGGUAGUGGGCUCAAGUGAGCUUAGGAACAAAACAGUAAAAUAGUUAUAGAAAGUUUUGGCUUAAAAAAGGGCCUACCGAUAAGCUAAGCUAGGGUAUCUGAACAAUUUAAAUAAAUCAAUAAUUUUACGAUGCUGCACUUCAUCACCUUCAUCACAUCGACAACCGAACCUUUCAUUAUCAUUAGCAAUUAGAUGGAAAAGAAAACAGAGAACUGUACGAGUUACGUUUAGUGUUCAUUAAGACGAAUCGACUUGUUUAUAGACAAUCAACACACACACGCACAUAGAAUGAUUCCUAGACGUAAGAAGAAAGCGUACUGCUAGUGUUUAGAAUAGCGACGCAACCCUAGAAGAAUAAGAAACCUGUUCAAAUGAUCGGCAUAAUCUAAGAUAAAAACACUCUCUGUGAAUGAAUUUAUUGAAACUAGACACGCCCUAUCGCGCGUACUUUUUUUGCCAAAACGGUUUAAGGUUUUUAACGUUAGAGAAAAACAAUCGAACUGUAUUGCGCACUGCCUUCCAGUUGUGCUAUCUUACUUUGCUAGAGAAGAAAACAAACAAAAAACGGAAAUGUUUGUGAAACAUUUUUCCAGCUACAAUAUACUAUUAGUCUUUUAACGUAGUCUUCAUCGAACCACGCGAGAACCCUGUCCUCGAGAGUUACGAAAGUUUAGUUGAUAAAUCUAUCCGUACUGCUAGCAAUAUAUAAAUAGUAGAAGCAAAAACGAAAAAACACCGGUUGGAAGAGCGCUACACUACUUAAGAGUAAGAGUGCAUGUUUUCUGUAAAUACUAGUGCUAAAAUACUGAGACGAGUUAUCAGUUGGAGCUACCUUUAAGAUAAAUAAAUGGGAAAAUAAUA